Helicoverpa zea (corn earworm) is the source of this 1692-nucleotide messenger RNA. RefSeq names its product procathepsin L-like. NCBI's taxonomy places the organism in Eukaryota, Metazoa, Arthropoda, Insecta, Lepidoptera, Noctuidae. Gene Ontology annotation, molecular function: cysteine-type endopeptidase activity. Gene Ontology annotation, cellular component: lysosome. The record is from RefSeq and is a predicted model, not a curated record. The coding region runs from base 30 to 1655 and encodes 541 amino acids. The transcript is spliced from 12 exons.
AUAGUGUCAGUACAUCAUAGUCAUUCAAGAUGGCGGCCAUUCCCGCCACUUUAGUUUUAUUUUUAUACAUCACUUUAGCAUCAGGGUACACACUUUUGCGUGAAGAUGACGAUAACGAGAUAGUAUGGCCAUCGGAAUACCACUUCAAAGGAGAAAAACUGAACUUAAAGUCAUCGCUCAAGGAAACCUUUGAAGUAUGGUACAGCGCCGAACUGAACCGCUCCCGCGUCGACUUCCAAAACGGUAACGUCAAGAAGUACUACUACGGUGACACCGGACACGCUUUCGUGAUCCACCCGAUCACCACGGAAGAGGUGACCAAUGAGGAGGUGUGCUUGAUGAGGCCUGAUGUGGAUGAGCAGAUCGACUUCCUUCCCGACGUCUCCGAACUCACAUACACAGGUCAAACCAUGACUCUGUACGACAAAGUAGUGGACGUAUGGUCCAGUACUGAAGAAUACGAAGAGAAGGUGCUUCGGGAGACCACUCUCUACGUGUUCAAGACUGAUGCAGGCAUCGAUCUGCCUGUCCAGCUAGUCAGAAAGACGUACAACUAUGACCUCGGGGAGGUGUCUGCUCACACCAUCUCCAACUUCUUCGACUAUACUGAUGAAAUCUCUGAGGAGGAGCUCACCGUCGAAAAUGAGGACGAUUGCGAAGACCCGUUCGCUGACAUUCCGGACUACAAGACUACCAUGAAGUUCUAUCACCCGGAUAUCCCAGUAGAGCUUGAUGCCGCCUUCGAGAUGUACACCACCCACCAUGGCAAGCAUUACCAGGAUAACGAGCAUCAGAUCAGGAAGGCCAUCUUUGAGAAGAACUGGAGAAUGGUAGAAGAACACAACCGCAAAAACUUAGGCUUCAGGGUCGAACUGAACGACUUCUCCGACAAAACUGAUGAAGAACUCAAGUACUUGGCUGGGACCUUCCCCUCCAGUCGCCAGGACCCUGACAUGCUUCCCUUCCCUCACACCCUGCAGGAGAUUGAUGAACUGGCUGAGGAGUUACCUGAGAACUUUGAUUUGAGGAUCGAAGGAGCUAUUACCCCUGUUAAAAACCAGGGUCACUGCGGAUCUUGCUGGGCCUUCUGUACCACUGCAGCCGUUGAGGGAGCCAUCGCCAGGAGCAAUGGAGACAGGCUGCUGGACCUCAGUGAACAGUCACUUGUGGACUGCGCUUGGGGCUUUGAUAACUUGGGCUGCAAUGGCGGUACUCUGGACGGCGCCAUGAAGUACGUGCUCACUCACGGUAUUCCUACUGAGAUGGAAUAUGGUGUCUAUGAAGCUAAUGACGGCUACUGCGCCAUCCAGAACAUGACAUCCCCAUACAAGAUCCGCGGCUUCUCUCAAGUGACUCCCCGCAACCCCAACGCUCUGAAGUUAGCUCUCGUGAAGUACGGGCCCGUCACCGUCGGAGUCCACGCCAGCUUCGUCAUGCAGCACUACUCCAACGGCCUUUUCUAUGACUUCUCCUGUGAGGACUCAUACGCCAACCACGGGGUCACCGUGGUCGGUUACGGAGUACGCAACGAGGAGGAGUACUGGAUCGUCAAGAACUCCUGGGGCGAGACCUGGGGAGAAGACGGCUACAUCCUCAUCUCCGCCAAGAACAACAACUGUGGGGUGCUAGACUCCCCCUUCUACCCCAUCGUUUAGAAUAGAACUAUUUAAAUAAAUUCCACGUGCUUUUUUA